Moesziomyces antarcticus is the source of this 3774-nucleotide messenger RNA. RefSeq lists its product as uncharacterized. The transcript has a single exon. The record is from RefSeq and is a predicted model, not a curated record. Lineage: Eukaryota; Fungi; Basidiomycota; Ustilaginomycetes; Ustilaginales; Ustilaginaceae. Bases 1 to 3774 code for a protein of 1257 amino acids.
AUGCCCGGCCUCUUCUCGAGAAAGUCCAAGCCCAAACAAUCGCUCUCCCCACUCGGCGGAUCAAAGACCUAUACGGGCGCCAUCAGCUCAGCCGACAUCGAUCGCCUCGGCCUCUCGUCGCCCACGCCUAGCACCGCAGAUGCGCACCUCCUCCCAAGCGUGCCUACCAAGGACGACCUCCCGACCUUACCGCCCAAGGACGCACCCCGCAAUGCCACGCUGCCUCCAUCUUCAACGGCCUCCAAUGGCACCACCUCCGAGUUCGGUCGCUUGCAAGAUGCACCACCACCACGCCCAGCCACGCUCGCAUCCUCAUCAACCUCGGUCACCAACACCCGCCUCCUCCAUCCUUCAAACGCACUGCACACCGUAACCCCCCGCUCCAGCCUCAACCACCUACCCUCCAAUGCUCCAUCCUCUUAUACCUCGGACGUCGCACACGCCAUCGCUCAAAAGCCCCCAUAUGCAUACGGCUACUCCACCGAAGGCUGGCACAUUCAACUCGAAGCCGCACGUGUACUGGCGCUCCUCGAAGCGUGCGGCGAACAGAUCCGCAGUCGCGGCCUCGACAACCCGCUCAUCUUCUCCUCCAUGGCGCUCGAUCUCUCUCCCACCAACGUCGCCUCCCUCAUCCGCCUCUUUGCCACCACACAGCCAUUGCAGCGCGCACUCCCGCCCGCCUUCCUCGACGAGAUCCGCUACGCCAAUCCGCACGACCUCGCCGCCCUCAUCAAGUGGGGCCUCGCACGCAUGGGCCGCGUGCUCGCCGUCCCCGUCCCCGUGCCAGGCCAAAAGAAGGGCGAGGUGCGCGAGGAGAUGGUCUACGUCCACCAGCGCGGCUUCCUCGACCUCGAAGCCUACAAUGCUUGGCGCGACCACGAGCGCAGAUCCCACUACUCCCACUCCGCCUUUGACCACUUCCUCGCCCACCUCGCCCCGGACAACGCCAGGCUGCUCAGCGCCCUCUUUGAGCUGCUCUCCUCCACCGCCAGCUACUCGCUCAAGAACGGCAUGAUGCCCGCAAAGCUCUGCAAGCACUUUGGCCCGCUCCUCUUUGGCCUCCCCGAGGACGAGAGCUUCGCACGCACCUACGACGCCUACGUCCGCGCCUCCAACGCCACCGAGCACCUCCUCCUUGCCUACAUCCGCCUUCAGGCUACCAAGGCCGCCCUCCCGCCCAGACUCGCCCAGCACGUCAACGGCUACCCCUCCAUGCUCCCCACCGAGAUCACUUCGCCCUCCCCCUCUUCCAAGCUCGUCCCCGUCACCCAGAUCGAGCGCAACGUGCGACUCUACACAAUCGACCUCGUCCAGUCCGCAUGCGAGAUCGACCUCGCAGAAGCGUGUCCAGAGUGGCGAGACUGCUGCGACACGUACGAAGCCAUCGGCAGGGAUCCGCAGCUGUCGGACAAGUUUCGCAAGCUUGUCAAUCUACGCGGCGGCGCGAUUCAGGGCCGCAAAUCCGGCUCGAGCGUCUCUACGCCCGCUGCCGCCGAGGACGACGAUGCCGUCGCUGCCCACGGCUCGCUGGUUAGCAAGCGCUGGGACGAUUUCUUGUCCGACGGCUUUGGCGCGCCGGACUCGUCCAAGCUCGCGUUUGAUCUCAAGGAGAGCGCAAGGCGCAAUCGCACCGUCAAGCGCCAGAGCAUGCAGUGGACCGACUUUUCCAAGGACGGCUUCCAUGCCAGCGACUCGGACGCCCUCGCCGAUGCGCUCAGCUUUGACGAAUCCCUCAAGCACGACGUGCAGAACUGGCCGUCGGAGCGCGACCAGCUGCACGCCAAGCUCAAGGCGCGCCAGGACAAGCUGCCGCCCUUCCACUACGACACGACGCCGCGUCUGCUUGCAAGCCCGUCGCUUGCAGGCACGCCCCAGGGGAAGUUGGACGCUCAUCCCAUCAGCCGCAUGGACGAGACCUUCGCCGACGUCUGGGCCGACUUUCUGCUCGGCAGCGGCUGGAGCAACCGCGACGAACUCACCCACCGCAACGCCAACUUUGUCGUCGUCCAGUACAAGUCGCGCCCCAACGCCAGCACCGUCGGCUCCCAAAGCGCCGGCUCGAGUCUCUCGGCCCCGACGCGCUUCCAGGUCUCGUCGACGCGCAAGGACGAGAGCGUGCCGCGCGACGAGCGCAUCGAUGCAGCGUGGUUCGUAGUUCAGGAGGUCGUGCCUGCGCAGUACCGCGCCGAGCUCGAAGCUGCGGGGCGUGGCACGUCCAAGGGCCGCGCCAUGAUCCGCAAGCUCACCAUGUUCCGCUCGCGCAAGGAGCGCGAACGCGGCAGUGCGGACGACAAGAGCGCCGAUACUACCGACGACGUCUUCCGGCCCGGACCGGGUGGCUCGACUAAGCGCAUACUGCUGAGCGACCAGCUCCGCAAGACGACGUCGCGCAGUGCAUCGCGCUCCUCGCUCCGUAGUCAGGCGAGCGCCGAUCGCGACGCCGAGAUGCGCGUCAGCUCGGAUACACCCAACAUGCAUGCGCAGUACCGCAGUGAAGGCCACACGGGCGGAAGCAAGCUCAUCUCGACGCUGCGCGCCAAGAGCAUGCGCGUCGUCAAGGGCGCCCGGCGCGGUGCAUCGUCGCCCGCACUCAGCUCGCACGUGGACGAGUUCGGUGCUGGCGCUGGCGCGGGUGCGAAUGGCGCAAGGUCGCGCGUGCAGCAGGGCGAUCUCGGCGUAGACCGCUCCUUCACCAGUGCCGACUUUGAGACGCGCAGCGUGGCCGACGGCGCCGAGGAGCGCGACAGCAUAGAUUCGUUGACGGCGGCGGCGUCACAACGCCACAUGCCGGCACGGGAGGAUGCGUGGAUCGACAUCCUCGUGCGUGCCAAUGGCACCCGGAUGAGCGGACAGGAUGCGCCGCCGCCGCGCAAGGGCUCGCUCGGCCUGCCUGUCUCUGCGGACCGCAGUGCGAUCGACGAGACGGCGCAGCUCUCGGUGCCCGAAGUGGGCACCGAGGCGAGCACGCCGCGCAGUGCGCACAUGCCGCUGUCCGGAUCUGACGAGACGCUCGAGGGUGCGAGUGGCGUGCCACGCUCAUCUACGCCUCCGCUGAGUGCGUCGGCCAAAGCGACGCCCGAAACGGACCAUGCGGCGGAGAUGGGUCUUGGACUCGAGCGCAUCGAUACGGCUUCGAGCCACGGGGAUGACGAGGAAUCGCAUGUCGAGGUGGGGAUGCGCGAUGUGUCGCCCGCACCGCAAGCGGCGCCUCGGAUCGACCCGGUGGCGGCGGCGCGUGCAGCGCUCAAGUCGCGCCGCGAGAUGGCUCCGCGCGCACCGGCGCAGAUCGACGCCAAGAAGCUUGUCGAGUCGCUGCGUGCUGGGUUGAGCCCGAUCGAGGCGGUGCGUGCGAGCAAAGACCCGCGCGCCACCUCGCCGCCACUCAGCUCGCCCACCCCGGCGUCGCCCGUCUCGCCGCUGGCGGGCAAGGCUGGAUACCGCGAUCCGUUUGCCAAAGACCCUGUUGCAGGCCGCGUGGCGGAUGUAGCCUCGAGGUUCGGUGGCACAUUGCCCGCCAAAAAGCCGCAGGUAGAGGAAAGGUCGCUGCCGAGUGAGGCUGAUGAGGAUGACGAGAUAUACCCCGAAGACGCCGCGUCGAAUAUCGAUCCGAGGGAGCCGAGGUCGCCGCAGAGUGAUGGACUCGAGCUGCCCGAGGAGGUCGAGACGCUCAGUGAGGGAGGUGCCCGGUUCGCACAGCCCUACCAGCCGGGCAUGCCGCUGGAUAAUGUGCUCGAGGAGUCCGAGAGCGUGGUUAGCGGCACGACGAAUUUGUAG